Messenger RNA from Cladophialophora psammophila CBS 110553, 933 nucleotides. RefSeq lists its product as uncharacterized. The transcript has a single exon. Lineage: Eukaryota; Fungi; Ascomycota; Eurotiomycetes; Chaetothyriales; Herpotrichiellaceae. The record is from RefSeq and is a predicted model, not a curated record. Bases 1 to 933 code for a protein of 310 amino acids.
AUGGGCCUCGCCGCCUACCGCACGGCCUGGAAACGGCAGACCAAAUACUUCGGCCACGACCGGCCUGACAAGUACUCGUGCUUCGUGUUUGACAACCGUGGAAUGGGUCUCAGCGACAAGCCUGCGUGCCUCUAUUCCACGUCUGAGAUGGCUCGAGACGUGAUUGACAUGCUCGAACAUGUCGGCUGGCUUCCACCGUCGUCUGUUUCCUCUGCAUCUCCCAAUCAUGAAGGAUCCGACACAGUCAAGACGAGUCCCACUCCUCCAAAGCGAGACCUGCACAUCAUAGGCGUCAGCAUGGGUGGCAUGAUCGCCCAAGAAUUGUCCCUUAUCCUGCCGCAACACAUUGCCUCGUUAUCGCUGAUCUCGACGGCCCCGCGUAUUGUGCGCACCGUACCUUUCGUGCAAAACCUCCGCCAGCGCAUCAACAUGUUCAUCCCGCGCGACAUCGACGUGCAGCUGGACGAGAUCGCGCACCGCCUCUUCUCCGAGGAGUUCCUCGCGGCACCGGACAUGGAGCACCCGGAGCACAACUUCCCCACUAACCGCGACCGCUUCGCUGCCGGCGAGCUGCAGAAGCGCAUGGACAAGGAAGGAUUCACAAAGAAGGGCUUCAUGCUGCAGGCCAUUGCGGCCGGGUGGCACCACAAGUCGGCCCACCAGAUCCAGAAGAUGGGCGAUCUGGUGGGCAGGGAGAGGAUCGCCGUGGCGCACGGCACAACUGAUCGCAUGAUUGAUUUCCGCCACUUUGAGAUGCUGCGCGACGAGCUUUCCGAGGACCCCGCCGCCGAUAAAUCCGACAAUACAGGGCGGGGAUCCUGCGUGUUUCGAGUCUGGGAGGACAAGGGCCACGUGCUUGUGUGGGAGGCUGAAGAAGAGUUCAACAGAUUUUUGGAGGAGCGAUUCAAGACGUGUGCGAGCUUCGAGGGCUGA